Messenger RNA from Sphaerodactylus townsendi, 2225 nucleotides. It is a transcript of the gene DBX1, whose product is annotated as developing brain homeobox 1. The record is from RefSeq and is a predicted model, not a curated record. Gene Ontology annotation, molecular function: DNA-binding transcription factor activity, RNA polymerase II-specific; DNA binding. NCBI's taxonomy places the organism in Eukaryota, Metazoa, Chordata, Lepidosauria, Squamata, Sphaerodactylidae. Bases 203 to 1267 code for a protein of 354 amino acids. The transcript has 4 exons. Gene Ontology annotation, biological process: cell differentiation in spinal cord; regulation of transcription by RNA polymerase II.
CCGGUCAGGAGAGCCCGGCCAGACUCGCCAGGGAGACCUUUCGAGGCGGUGGCCGUGCGGAAAAGCGGCGCAGGGAGGGCGGGGGCAACUAACGCGAUCUAUCUAUUCAUAUCUCUUUUGAGGGGGAUCAAAGCCACCCCAAGGCGAGGUUGGUCCUUGGAAACUUCGGGAGGCGCCUGGGCUCGGGCUCUUCGCCUCUGUCAUGAUGUUCCCCAGCCUGAUCGCUCCUCCCACGGUGUAUCCGAGUCUCCUGCGUCCCACUCCCACUCUCACCUUGCCUCGCUCGCUGCAGUCCGCUUUUUCCAGCCACUCCAGCUUCUUGGUGGAAGACCUCAUUCGGAUCACCAGCCCGGCCGGUUACCUGCCCCGAAGCAACGCCCCUCCGCCCAGCAUGUCUCCGCCCGUCUCCGGGACCAGCACCGGAGGGACUGACGCGGGGGGCGCCGAGAUGGUCCCUCCUUCCACCCCUUCCGGGGCUAGGCGGGGCUGCUCCUCGCAGACCUCCGCCUCUGCCAGUAACGACGCCACUUUCCUGAAGUUUGGGGUCAACGCCAUUCUGUCAUCUACGCCCAGGACAGAGACUCCCCACGCAUUGCUCCAGAAUGUCCCUCCCAAGACCUUCUCUUUCCCCUACUUCGAAGGAACCUUCCAGCCUUUUCUCAGGUCUUCUUACUUCCCAGCCUCUUCCGUGGUGCCCAUCCCUGGCACAUUUUCUUGGCCUUUGGCUGCCCGAGGGAAGCCACGCAGAGGAAUGCUCCGCAGGGCAGUCUUCUCAGAUGUGCAGCGCAAAGCUCUGGAGAAAAUGUUUCAAAAACAGAAAUAUAUCAGUAAACCAGACAGGAAGAAGCUGGCUGCCAAACUGGGCUUGAAAGACUCUCAGGUGAAGAUCUGGUUCCAAAAUAGAAGAAUGAAGUGGAGGAACUCCAAAGAAAGAGAGCUGCUUUCCUCUGGUGGCUGCCGGGAACAAACCUUACCCACCAAGUUUAAUCCUCACCCAGACCUCAGUGAUGUAGGAAAGAAAGGUUCUGGGGAGGAGGAGGAGGAGGAAACAGUAUCCCACCUUUGCCCAGCCAGCCCCAGGCAUACCUUAACCUAUCACCACCAGGCUACAGAUCAUCCACACCUGAGAGAGAGGCUGGAUUCCCAGAUGCUUCCCUCUCCAACUCAUUCCUGCAGCCCCCACAAACCAUCAGACUUCUCAGACUCAGAAGAGGAGGAGGAGGAAGAGGGGGAGGAAGAGGAAGAAGAAGAGAUCACAGUCUCAUAGAGACAUCUUUUCUUGCUAUUCCAAGACUUUGCAAAGAUGUAAAUAAUCUAAGAGCUAUUUAAUUGAAGAGGUGGUGUCAGCCUGCAAGUCUACGUGGUUCACAUAUGCAAUACACUGGUAAUCUAGUAUCCACUUCUUUACCCUGAUUAGAAAACGUUACCAUUCAGAACUUCCUAUGGUUAUUGCUCACAAGCCGUCCUCCUUGCACUUUUCCAAUGGAAGUUAUAGACUUUAAGGCCAAUUUUUUAAAAAAACUUUAGUUUGAAAACCUGCUUGUUAGAAAACUGAUUCAGUUAGUGAUUCAGUCACAGUGGAGAACAAGUGAACUUCAGGAUGAUUCAUUUUCUCCAAAGGACACAGAGAUAUUCCAGUAAACCAUCCUUUUGAGAGUGGCUUCUAUAUAACAUCCACUAGGCUGCUGAAUGUCAGUGUCUUGCCACUCACAGCCUAUAGCAGAAUACAAAUAGGAAACAGGGUCUCACAUUAUUUCUGGCACUGCCAUGACUCUAAAUUUGAAUGUUUUAUGUUAAUUUAUUGAUCUCUCUUGACACCAUGCCAACAUGCAUCCCCAGCCUUUGGCCAUCCUCUAUUUUGUGUCUGCUGAUGCUGUAAUGAGGAUACAGGGAUAUGGGCCAUCUCUUUGAUUUUUGACUGAACUUUGCUGGCUUUGCACAGCUUUUGUAAACUGUACAUUAUUUUUGUACUCUUACGCUGUAUGGAGAUUUUUUUUACCAAGCCUACUGUGAGUAUACAGAUGGACUUUGCUAUAUUUGGAUGGAGGAGGGGAUACGCAGUUGGAGCUAUUUUUAAAAAUUGUUUAACUCAAAGAGAAGUUUAGUGGUUUAACUGUGUAACUUAUAAAACCAUUGUUUAUUUUUUACUGUGUACAGAUUUUAAAUAUGUAUAUAUAACUGAUGAAAGCAAAUGCCAAAUAAAAAAGAGUGUGAGGCUGAUAGUU